UCUUUUUGCUAUUAUCUGAGAUUAUAGUAUACUAUGUUUCAUGACCAAUUAACUAUCGGAAUCAACAACCACAGCAAAAUAUAGUCUUUGACACUCCAAAGACUAUGAAUAGUUUUACUUUCUACUUACUCUUCACCUACUAAAUAUCUGGAAAACUCUUCAUAGUCUUUAACUUGGAAGUUUUCUUGGCCAUAGUUUUGGGAUAUUUUAGUGUCUCCUAACAAGAUCUCAUGAACUGCUAAAAGGUAUCAUGGCUCCAGGGGUUGAAGAACUCCAAUUUCCUCAACUUGAAAUACCUCUAACCAUCAAUUCUAUUUCUCCAAUAUUACCUGCAAGCCCCAUCCCUGCAUCCAAUGGUGAUAGCCUUUACCUCUCAAAUCUAGAUGAUAUGAUUGGAGCUCGCGUUUUUACUCCAACCAUAUACUUCUACCGAUCCAGGAAACCAGGUGUCAUCAAAGUGUUAAAAGAAGCUCUUGCAAGUGUACUGGUGCCAUAUUAUCCUUUCUUGGGUAGGCUACGAGAAACAGCAGAUGGCAAGUUAGAAGUGUUUUUUGGACCUAACCAAGGUGUGCUUUUGGUUGAGGCACGUUCAGAAAUGACCUUAGUCAAUCUUGGAGAUUUAAGCGUGCCAAAUCCUGCAUGGACAAACUUGGUUUACAGCUUUCCAAAUGAAGAACAAUACAAAGUGAUUGAUAUGCCAUUGCUGAUAGCACAAGUGACACAGUUCAGCUGUGGUGGAUUUAGUCUUGGGUUAAGGAUUUGCCACUGUCUUUGUGAUGGGGUUGGAGCAAUGCAGUUCCUAAGUGCUUGGGCUGCCACUGCAAGAUUGAACACAUUGACAGUCAAUCCCAAACCUUGUUGGGAUCGAGAAAUACUUAGGCCUCGUGAUCCACCAUUGAUUCAACACCCACAUAUUGAAUUCAAGAGAAUGGAUGAUUUAUCAAGUCUAACGAGGAGUCUUUGGGUAGUCAAGCCAGUUCAAAAGUGUUAUCGUGUUAGCCGAGAGUACCAAGCUCAUCUCAAGAGCUUGGCCCAAUCCCAAUCAGUUGGUAUUUCUACCUUUGAUGCAAUGGCUGCUCAUGUGUGGAGAUCAUGGGUCAAGGCACUAGAUGUUAGGCCUCUUGACUACGAGCUCAGGCUAACAUUUUCGGUAAAUGGCAGAUCAAGGCUUACAAAUCCACCACUGAAACAAGGCUUCUAUGGGAAUGCAGUAUGUGUGGCAUGUGCCACUAGCACUGUAUCAGGCCUUGUUAAUGGGCCUCUUUCUGAUACCACAUAUUUGGUUCGAAACGCAAGGCUUUCCAUCUCCGAGGAAUAUUUGAGAUCCACAGUUGAUUAUAUCCAAGUUAAUAGGCCUACAAGGCUAGAAUUUGGUGGGAAGCUCACCAUAACCCAAUGGACCAGAUUCUCAAUGUAUGAAUCUGCCGAUUUUGGUUGGGGAAGACCCAUUUAUGCAGGCCCAAUAGAUCUGACACCGACCCCACAGGUUUGUGUUUUCUUGCCACAAGGAGGGGAUGGAGUUGAUGAUUCUGAUGGAACCAUGCUGGUCUGCAUUUGUUUGCCAGAGGCUGCUUGCCAUAGAUUCAGAGACCUUUUCUGCAUCUUGGAUUCAAGUACCGCAGGCCAUCAAUUGCUAUGUUAAAUUGCAUCUCACCAAAGCACUUUCUCCAUUUCCUUUUUACUAUUUGGGCCAUUUUGGCUUCAACCAACUAUUGUCUUUUUACCCAGUCUUGAACAUGUACGUUUGCUGAAAUUGCAAUAAAGAACACGUCUCUUUUCCUU
Molecule: messenger RNA, 1782 nt
Organism: Lycium barbarum (goji berry)
Lineage: Eukaryota; Viridiplantae; Streptophyta; Magnoliopsida; Solanales; Solanaceae
Product: fatty alcohol:caffeoyl-CoA acyltransferase
Exons: 1
Coding region: 251-1642 (463 amino acids)
Molecular function (GO): acyltransferase activity, transferring groups other than amino-acyl groups
Source: RefSeq, a predicted model, not a curated record